CUCUAUAAAUAAGUCCAUCCCUCUCCUCUAUCUUCCACUGCAAUUCAUACUCACUAAUUAAUUUAUUAUAAACAUGGAUAUUCUGAUCUUAUCAGCAUCAAUUUGUUGCGCUGCUGUAGCUCUAAUAUAUCUAUGGAAAGUAUUAGAUUGGGUUUGGUUUACGCCCAAAAAACUCGAAAAAAUCCUACGUCAGCAGGGCUUCAACGGCAAUUCUUACAAGCUUUACUAUGGAGAUUUCAAAGAAAUCGGAAGGCUCACCGGAGAAGCCUUGUCCAAACCCAUCGAAUUUACCAAUGAAAUAGCUCCGAGAGCUACUGCCAUUUUCCACCAAGCUACCAAAAAAUAUGGUGAGAAUAACUUCGUUUGGUUCGGGCCAAGGCCGGCGGUAAGCAUCAGCGACCCAGAAAUUAUCAGAGAGAUUUUCUCCAAGAACAAUGUUUACCUGAAGCCUUCUGGUAAUCCAAUUGCGAAAAUGUUCAAAGGGCUCGCGACAUACGAGAAGGAGAAAUGGGCCAAGCACAGAAAGCUCAUCAACCCCGCCUUCCAUGUCCAGAAACUGAAGCAUAUGGUUCCGGCGUUCCACGUCAGCACAGCCGACAUGCUGAAGAAAUGGGACGAGCUCGUGCCGGAUGGCGGAUCGUGUGAAGUGGACGUGUGGCCAGGUCUUCAGACAAUGACGAGCGACGUGAUCUCGAGAACUGCGUUCGGGAGCAGCUACGAGGAAGGAACCAAGAUAUUCCAGCUGCAGAGGGAGCAGGUGGAGCGCAUUAUAGAGGCCGGCCGCCAUAUGCCCGUCCCCGGGUGGCUGCCGACCAAGAAUAACCGGAGGUUGAAGGAGAUCGUGGCGGAGGUCGAGUCGCGUGUGCUCGGAAUCAUCAACAAGAGGAUGAAGGCGAUGGAAGCCGGGGAGCCAAGCAUGGAUGACUUAUUAGGAAUAUUAUUGGAAUCCAAUGCCAAGGAAAUGAGAGAGCAUGGAAAUGCUUCAGGAAUGACCAUUGAGGAAGUCAUGGAGGAGUGCAAGGUCUUCUACUUUGCCGGCCAGGAGACCUCCGCGUCUCUGCUGGUUUGGACAAUGAUCCUUCUCAGCAAGCACCGGGACUGGCAAGACCGCGCCAGGGACGAGGUCUUGCAGGUUUUCGGGAAAGGGAAACCCGACUAUCAGGAGCUGAACCAACUCAAAAUUAUGAACAUGAUCCUGAACGAGUCUCUGAGGGUGUAUACACCGGGAGCGACGCUUGGUAGGUUUACUCACAGUGAGGCUAAUUUUGGAAAGUAUAAGAUUCCGGCGGGAGUGCAGCUGGUGCUGCCGGUGCUAGCGGUGCACCACGACACCCGGCUGUGGGGGGACGACGCGACCAGCUUCAAGCCGGAGAGGUUCGCGGAAGGGGUGUCGAAGGCGACGCAAGGGCAGCCUAAGUUCAUUCCUUUCGGGUCGGGGCCGAGGAUCUGUAUUGGGCAGAAUUUCGCGAUGUUGGAAGCUAAAUUGGCGAUGGUUAUGAUUUUGCAGAAUUAUUCGUUCAAGCUGUCGCCAUCGUACGCGCAUGCGCCUCAUGCGCUCAUUACUCUCCAGCCCCAGUAUGGAGCGCACUUGAUUCUUACCAAACUUUAAAAUUAUUAGUAUACAUUUAUUUUAUUUACUUCAUUUUGUUGAAUUUGAAAAGGUGUAUUACAUAUGUUUCAUUUAUUUAUUUUUGCAUGAUAAUUAAUGGUGCUUGUAUUAAUUACCAAGUGUGGUGAUUUAUACUAGUGAAACCUUCGGAUUCCAAUUUUUAAUUUAUUUUUAUUUGUAAAGCAUGGUGAUUCCAUCCAUUGUUGUUUGGUUUGAGUAAUAAGAUAAUCAUUACCGUUA
Messenger RNA from Salvia miltiorrhiza (redroot sage), 1849 nucleotides. RefSeq names its product cytochrome P450 CYP72A219-like. The record is from RefSeq and is a predicted model, not a curated record. Lineage: Eukaryota; Viridiplantae; Streptophyta; Magnoliopsida; Lamiales; Lamiaceae. Gene Ontology annotation, molecular function: monooxygenase activity; oxidoreductase activity, acting on paired donors, with incorporation or reduction of molecular oxygen; iron ion binding. The coding region runs from base 74 to 1609 and encodes 511 amino acids. The transcript has 4 exons.